Messenger RNA from Cololabis saira (Pacific saury), 1751 nucleotides. RefSeq names its product hsp90 co-chaperone Cdc37. Gene Ontology annotation, molecular function: protein-folding chaperone binding; protein kinase binding; heat shock protein binding. The coding region runs from base 242 to 1372 and encodes 376 amino acids. NCBI's taxonomy places the organism in Eukaryota, Metazoa, Chordata, Actinopteri, Beloniformes, Belonidae. The transcript has 8 exons. The record is from RefSeq and is a predicted model, not a curated record. Gene Ontology annotation, cellular component: cytoplasm. Gene Ontology annotation, biological process: protein folding; protein stabilization.
UGUGCGUCAAGCGGAAGCUUGCGGCGCGGAUUCUUUCUAGAAAUUUGUAGCAUUACAUCGCUAGCUCAGGUUUUGGAGGCACAGCUGUGUUUGUCGGUUUUAAAUUACUGUUCUCAACAUAAACACACAUUUCUGAGGCGCACACCGAUCUAGAAGCGUGUGCCUUUCCCCCGGUCAAUCCUCUGGUUAUCUUCGUGUAGCACUCAAACUCUUUUCGGGGCUAACGCACUUAGCUGGCGGCAUGUCCAGGAUAGAUUACAGCGUCUGGGACCACAUCGAGGUAUCAGACGAUGAAGAUGAUAUCCACCCAAACAUCGACACACCCAGCCUCUUUAGAUGGAGACACCAGGCUCGUGUGGAGCGAAUGGAAGACUUUAAUAAGCAGGGUGACGAAUUGACCAAAGGACUCAAUGAAAGUCGGCGUAAGCUGGCAGAGACGCAGAAAAAAAUCAAAGAGCUGAGCCUUGCAGCGUCAGAAGAUGCCAAGAAAGAUCUGAGCAAAGUCCAGGCUGAAGAGAAGAAACAGAAAAAAGAGGAGCGAGAUUGGGAGAAGAAGUUGGCGGAACAUAACCGGGAUGAGAAGAAAAUGCCAUGGAACGUGGACACACUCAGCAAGGAUGGGUUCAGCAAGAGUGUCGUCAACAUCAAACCUACAGCUUCCGAGGAGACCGAAGAGGAAAAAGAGCAAAAGCAUAAAACCUUUGUAGAAAAAAAUGAGAAGCAGAUCAAACAUUUCGGCAUGUUGCGACGCUGGGAUGACAGCCAGAAGUAUCUCUCUGACAAUCCUCAUCUUGUAUGUGAAGAAACCGCUAACUAUCUUGUCAUCAUGUGCAUUGACCUUGAAGUUGAAGAGAAACACGCGCUGAUGGAGCAGGUGGCUCAUCAGACCAUCGUCAUGCAAUUCAUUUUAGAGUUGGCCAAAAGCCUCAAAGUGGAUCCCCGUGGUUGCUUUCGUCAGUUUUUCGCCAAGAUUAAGACGGCAGAUCAACAGUACCAAGAUGCUUUCAAUGAUGAGCUGGAGUCGUUCAAGGAGAGGGUUCGGGGAAGAGCGAAGAUCCGCAUAGAAAAGGCUUUGAAGGAAUACGAGGAAGAGGAGAAAAGUAAGCGCAUGGGCCCUGGAGGGUUGGAUCCUGUUGAAGUAUACGAGUCCCUGCCAGCUGAGAUGCAGAAGUGCUUUGAUGACAAGGACAUCCAAAUGUUACAAGAUGCCAUUAGCAAAAUGGACCCGACGGAGGCGAAGAUUCACAUGAAGAGGUGCAUCGACUCAGGUCUUUGGGUCCCGAACUCCAAAACUGACGACGGUGAUGAAAAAGAGGACGACCCCACCUAUGAGGAGGUUAAACCAGAGCAGGAAGAAACAAAGAAAGACUGACCAGCGUUGACUAACUUAAUUCUUCUUUUCAAAUGUAUUUACCCCCUGUAAUGCAACCUCAUGUGUAUGAAUAGUUUGCCUCUCAACAACACACCUUCAAAAGAUUUUAGCAGCGAUUUAAGGGAUUGAUACUCACUAAAAGUACUCAACUAUUUUGCAGCGGUAACCUUUGCUUGGGUGUUUGGGUGUGACUGUGUUCUUUCAUCUAUUUGUAAACAGUUGCCAACUUGUCUGCUUUAUUUGUGUUGGUAUAUAGUGUUCAGGUUCACGCUUCCCUGUUUUCUUUCUUUCUUCUUUUUAAAAAUUCAUUUAAUAAUGUAAGAUUUUCUGUCAACACAUCAUGAGUGUAUAUGAUGUGAAAUGGCACUGUGAAUGAAAC